CGCCGCCAUGGCCGCCGCCGUCGCGACGCGCGUCGUCCUUGCUUGCUGUCUGUGCGCCGUCCUCUUCAGCUGCUCUCUGCCCACAGUGUCCGGAGCAUGGCCUUGGGAAGUGGGUCUGCUGAAGAACAAGACAACAACAACCGAGGCUACGCCGUCCAAAAGUUCAACUUUAACGACGGGCGCACCAAGCACGACGACUUCCACACCGCCCACCCCAGAGUCAACGCCUCGUCCUCGGUCUCGCCCCAGGAGCAACUCUAAGAAGCAUCAUCACCUCCACACAUCCACAACUCCGCAACCGACAACAAAGGACUACACCAUUGGCACGACUACCACCACCGAAGCGCCCCCGCCUUCCGUCCCACAAGUCGUUGUCCAAACGGAUCCCCAACUCUUUGCUUCUGUCCAGCCUCAACUCCCAGCGGUCCCUCCACCCGAAAUGUCACCCAUAGUUAUCGUCGAGCCUGACUCCUAUCCCGAUGCUAACCGUGCUUACCGCUCAAUGUACGAACAACCAUACGGCAGCAUGUAUCCACCUCCAAUGUCGUACGCACCUCCAGUUCCAUACUAUUCUCCUCCACCGCCACCGCCGCUGGCGCGAUAUCCCUCCCCGUAUGACCCCUACGCAUUCGGAGGGUAUCCCAGCUAUCAGUGGCCAGCGAUCGAACCAUCCUACCUGCGGCCUUAUCGCUCAUACCCCUUUGCACCUAUGCCCUCUCUACAGAGCUAUCCAAUUGACUACUCACCAUACCCAUGGUGGCAGCCUCAGGUUCAGGGGAUGAUGGUAGGUGCAGAUGGCUCAGCUGCACCAGCCAUCCAAGGUGGAUGCACCUCAGAGCCAAAACGUGACCGCGAAGAGUUGACACCUGCACUAAAGGACGCGCCAGUGGACCAGAAGGUUGAGGAACCUUCCCCAACAUACGUCAGUCUCCUGCCCAGCUACACUGCCAAAGUGGAUUCACUUGCCACCCCAACGAGGACGAGAGAGGGGAGCAAUGUGAAGGUAGAAAAGCCUUUCAUUGUGGAGGAAAAGGCAGAGCAACCUAACAUUGCCCCAGGAAAUAAUGCUUAUGGCAUGGUUGAUACUGUUGGGAAGGAGAACCACAUUCUGAGAAACAAUCCUUACCAGCCAGCGCCACCGAGUUCAUAUUGGCCCGGAUACUACGAGCAGAAUCAGUGGCCACAGUGGAAUCAGUGGCAGCAGUGGCCGGGUUCUCAGCAGUCCCAGUAUCCGUACAGUGUGGGACCACAGCAGCCAUCAGUAGUGCAGUCCCAGAAAAGACAGGCUCCAUUCUAUGGGUGGGGAGGACGGCAGUACGCGUAAGUGGUACUUCUCUCAGGCAAAUGACUGUCUCCGAGUGCGAAAUACAUUUUAAUUUUCACCUUUAGUAAGUCUCUACCUUUAAAAAAUUUAGUGCACUACUUCUUUGCCGUCUGCAGAGGGAAUAGGCCAAUCCGUUCGCCUAAGAAAUCGUGGCAAUAUAAUCGAAUCUAAAACAGAACGGCAUGGGAAGAAGAUUACCGCCGCUGACGGUGGAUAACGUUCAGAAGAGUCACUGAGGCUGCUGCUAUGCUAUAAUGUCACUUUAUCGCUUAGCUCAAGAAUUUUUUUUAUUUUUUCCAGGUCUUACCAUUUCUAAGAAGUAAUGAAGCACUGCACAACAAAACGACUUAUAUAUCAUUCAUGUAGUGAAGUAU
Messenger RNA from Schistocerca americana (American grasshopper), 1698 nucleotides. RefSeq names its product leucine-rich repeat extensin-like protein 2. The record is from RefSeq and is a predicted model, not a curated record. The transcript has 2 exons. Lineage: Eukaryota; Metazoa; Arthropoda; Insecta; Orthoptera; Acrididae. Bases 8 to 1324 code for a protein of 438 amino acids.